This is a messenger RNA of Osmia bicornis bicornis, 2105 nucleotides long. RefSeq names its product N-alpha-acetyltransferase 30-like. The record is from RefSeq and is a predicted model, not a curated record. Gene Ontology annotation, cellular component: NatC complex. The transcript is spliced from 3 exons. Bases 308 to 1078 code for a protein of 256 amino acids. Gene Ontology annotation, biological process: N-terminal peptidyl-methionine acetylation. Gene Ontology annotation, molecular function: protein-N-terminal amino-acid acetyltransferase activity. Lineage: Eukaryota; Metazoa; Arthropoda; Insecta; Hymenoptera; Megachilidae.
UUGGAAUUUUCGUAUUUUAAGAUAAAAUCAAUGUUAAAAAUCACAUGGUUUACCGUAAUUAUGAAAAUCCGAUUGAAAAGUCUAUAUAACGUGUAACAGUUCUAAUGCCACGGUAGCUGAUUGUACAGAAAAAGUGUAAAAACUAUUACCUCCGAAAUUCGUUAACUAAACUAUAUAUAUAUAUAUAUAUAUGUAUAUACAUAUAUAGAGAGAGAGAUAUAUAUAUAUAUAUAUAUAUAUAUGUAUAUAUAAAUAUAUUUUAAUAAAGUGAAACUCGAGCUCUUGGAAAUUUGGAGAAUUAAAAGAAAUGGAAAACAUUAAAACGGAGAGUAUUACAGAUGGAAAUGAAUCCAAGGCUGAACAAGGUAGCAUCAAAGAAAAAAGUGAAAACACCUUGAUAGACAUUACUACUCUAGACUUUAAAUCUCGGCUUUGUUUGAAAACAACUGAAACGUAUGGAGAAGCAACGCAUACAAAUGGAAUAUCUCGAGUGAAUGGUAUUUGUAAUUCACCUGAAAGAACUGCCAGUACCACUAAUCUUCCAGAAUCUCAAAGUAUGGAAACUAGUCGCUUAAACCAACACGGUAAAACUGAUACGUUGCCUCUGGGAAAGAAGGAUGACAACAUCCAGUAUGUUAGUUACACGAGCGAAUUACAAAUGCCUGACAUAAUGAAAUUAAUACAAAAGGACCUAAGCGAACCCUACUCUAUUUACACGUACAGAUAUUUUAUCCAUAACUGGCCAAAAUUAUGCUUCCUGGCGAUGCACGGAGACGAGUGUGUUGGUGCCAUUGUCUGCAAGCUGGACAUCCACAGAAAGGUGAUAAAACGUGGAUAUAUUGCAAUGUUAGCGGUCGAUGUAAAAUAUCGAAAACGGAAGAUUGGCUCGAAUCUGGUAAGAAGGGCGAUCCAAGCAAUGGUGGAAGACAAUGCUGACGAAGUAGUAUUGGAAACGGAAAUUACUAAUCGACCAGCAUUACGUUUGUACGAAAAUCUUGGUUUCGUGCGCGAUAAGCGAUUAUUUCGGUAUUACUUGAACGGUGUAGAUGCCCUUCGAUUGAAACUAUGGCUCAGAUGAAAUUCAGAGAAGGCAAAUCGAGGAAAUUUGAAAUAAUUGUAACGUCAAAAAAAAAAAAAAGAAAAGGGAAGAAGAUGAAAAUGAAAUAUUCGACGUUAAUGCCAAAGGGAGUGUCCGUUGUAUGCGCACAAAACAUGAACUUUUUAAAGAAAAUUAAUAGUACAAGUAACUUGUACUGAUGUUAAACAAUUAAUUUAUCUUACAUCAUCGAUAUCCAUUAGCAAUAUCAAUAUAAAUAUGAAUGAAAAGGUUGUCAAGGCAUAAUUUGUGAUUUCAAUAGUUAGCUGGUUAAUUGUUCUAUUUAAUGUAUUUACGUAGAUAUUUCGUCUGGCAUUAACGUGUACCGGGGAAUAAAAUAAAAGUAUAAGUACAGUUUAAAAAUAUAAGAGGGAAAAUUGAUGAAAGUGAGAAAAGUAUGUUUCGUGGCUGUUGGGCAAUGAAACGCGAAAUAAUCUGAUAGAAAGCUCGAAGAAAGGAAAUUAUCGCGACUUAGUAUAUUUACAAUUUGAAGAAUAGGUUUGUUGAUAACCUACCGAUUGGAUAGAUUUGUUGAUAAAAAUGUAUUAAAGUUUUAAAAAAACAGGCGCGAUAAUUAACUUGGACAUAGUAUUAAAGGUAUGCGCAUGCGCAUACGCAUAAUGAAAUACAACCGGAUUAUUCUGUUCGAAAUGUACGAUACCUUAUUCGAGAUGAAAUAUCGAACAAGUUACAUGAAAUACUGUAUAAGAUAGUAAGUGAACGCAUAGUACAUACAAGGAUAAAAGGUGCAUAACGAGAAGGGAGAACGGGAAGGAAGAGAAAGCGAAAGCGAAAGCGAAAAUAAAGAAAGAUGGUAAAUUUGGUACAGUUUGGUAAAUUAAAAUAAAGAUUUCGUACUUUCGAAAGAAAGUGCAGCUUUUGUCGGAUUCAUUCAGUUAUCUAUCAUGCUACUACAUACACGUAUUCUUUGUAUAAAAUAAAUUCGAAUGGCGAAUUAUGAUGUAACUAUUAAAAAGUGUAAAAAUGUUAAUAAAAAUACGUAAAUGUU